CCAGGCGCAUGCUCAGUGGAGCGGCGCAGGGUUGGGAAGGGUGCGUGCGCCGGCGCCGCUUCCCCUUCCGGCUCGCGGUCGGCCUGGUCCAUCGGCGGCCGCCAGUACCAUGGGAGCCGCGAGGGGAGGGCGGAGGAGCCUCCUCUGGGCAGCAGUUACUGCAGUCAUACUUGUUGUAGAUGCUUCUUACGUGCACGACUUAGAUGACUCGUUUAAAGAGAACCGUAAAGAUGACAUCUGGCUUGUAGAUUUCUAUGCACCUUGGUGUGGCCACUGCAAAAAACUGGAGCCAGUGUGGAAUGAAGUUGGUAAAGAGAUGGGGGGCACUGGUUCUCCAGUUAAAGUUGGAAAAAUGGAUGCAACUUCUUAUUCUAGUAUUGCCUCUGAAUUUGGAGUUCGAGGCUAUCCAACAAUUAAAUUGCUAAAGGGUGACUUGGCAUACAACUAUAGAGGCCCUAGAACCAAGGAAGAUAUUGUUGAAUUUGCAAACAGAGUAGCAGGCCCUAUUAUAAGGCCACUCCCUAGCCAGCAAAUGUUUGAUCAUGUGCAGAAGAGGAAUCGUGUUUUUUUUCUGUACGUUGGUGGGGAAUCCCCAUUGAAGGAAAAAUACAUAGAAGUUGCUUCCGAACUAAUUGUUUAUACAUACUUUUUUUCUGCCACAGAAGAGGUACUACCAGAGCAUAUAACACUUCCUGAGAUGCCUGCUGUUCUUGUCUUUAAAGAUGCAACAUAUUUCGUAUAUGAUGAAUAUGAAGAUGGAGAUCUGUCAUCCUGGAUAAGCAGAGAGAGAUUUCAGGGAUAUCUUAAUGUAGAUGGAUUUACACUCUAUGAACUUGGAGACACAGGGAAACUAGUGGCUAUCGCAAUUAUUGAUGAUAAAAAUACUUCUACAGAUCAUACAAGGUUGAAGUUAAUUGUUCAAGAUGUUGCGAGGAAUUACAGAGACCAUUUUAAUAGGAACUUUCAAUUUGGCCACAUGGAUGGAAAUGAGUAUAUUAAUAGUUUACUAAUGGAUGAUGUGAAAAUCCCCAGUAUCGUCGUCCUAAACACAUCCAACCAACAGUAUUUCCUACCUCAUAAACCUAUAGAGAGCACUGAAGAUAUGGUCCAGUUCAUUAAUGAGAUCUUGGAAGGCACUGCAGAAGCACAAGGUGGAGAUGGAAUUCUUCAGCGAAUCAGGAGAAUAAUUUACGAUGCCAAGUCAACUGUGGGAUCUGUUUUCAAGAGUUCCCCACUUUUGGGCUGCUUUCUCUUUGGGCUGCCACUGGGUGUCAUCAGCAUCAUGUGUUAUGGAAUCUGCACCGCUGACACUGACGGUGGAUCAGAUGAAGCAGAGAUGCCUAAGAGAGAAACAGGCAGAGAUCUGACAGAUGAAGGCACUGAAGAGGAACAAGAGGAGGAGAGUGGUGAAAGCCAUGUAGAAUACACAGAUGGUGAGCAAGAACAGAAGCCUAUAUUGGAAAAGAAGAAAGACUAAAUGGCUUAAAUAAAAAGGUUUUUCCCCCCGUUCAGUUUCCAAAUAGAGACUUAUUUAUUGAAUUUAGUCAUUUCCCCGUGACCUUUAGAGAGGAGGACUGUCUUGUUGUACGUGCAUGUAUCCACAUUGUUUGGCUGAGAGGAGGUAUCGUUGGGAGUCUUGAUUUUGAGGUCUUUUAUUCCAUUUACCCUUCUGAAAUGAAAUAAAAUUAAGGAAUGUAUAUGGAUCCACAGUGCAGUUGGAUUAAAACAGUGCUUUUCCAUCCUCUUCUGUCUACUGAUACCUCUAGUCAGAAAUAAUCUGAACAUGUGGCCAAAAUAAAUAAGGCUAAUGCUAUUUUUUGAAAAUGUGGAAAGCAAAUGAAUUCUCAGCCUUGAGUUACAUCUGUAAAUAUAACUGAAUUUUAGAAACCAUUAAUAGGGAUAAUGCACUGGGUAUGUUCUAUUUAUGCUUUUAAAAAAUUGUUACUUUAGUUUCUAAAGAGCAAUACCAUUUCUUACUUUUUAAAAGAAAAAUAUACAUUUAAUUUUUUUUUCUGGUAUAGAUAGCUCAGCACUAAAGGUAUGUGUUGCAAUGCCCACAGAAUUGCUUUUUUAAAUACAUGUUUCAUAAUUUUAAAGAUAAUGUUUCCUACCUUGAGAAUAUUUCUGGGUUCAUUUGACAUUGCAUUUUAUUGGUCCAGUGUGCUGCAUAAUUGAAGAUGCAUACCUAUGUUUAACCUGCAAGAAUAAUAUAUAUAUAUAUUUCUUUUUAAAUGAUUGUUUUUCUAAAUGUUAACUAUUUGACAAAUCUGAGGGAUGCAGUUGUUCAUGACAACAUUUGUGGAAUAAUUUCUCUGUUAGUGUAUUGCUUAGUUUAUGACAACCAUUCUGCAGUAUGCCAGAAUAUCUUUCAGGGGGGUUCAAUCUUGCUGCUGCUGUUUCUGAUGCCAGUGAAGAAUAUUUGCCAACAUGUUAUUUGCCUGUUAACAUUGACACCUAUAGCAUUGUUCGCCUUUCUAAAAAAGAAGAGCAUUUGUCUGUAUAAUCCCUUUUCAUUAGUUGUUAAUCAUAUAAGUCAUCUUUAAUCCCCCCUCCCAUGACAUUGAAAGAGACUAAGCUUUCUCCAGAAUUGAGAUCUCAGGGGAUAAGCCAUAUGAUUCUGUUUGGUGUAUUGAUACCAUGGUGAUUGCCAUAGCAACAAACCCUAUGCUGUUCAUUUUCUGGACUAAGGCUAUGUCACAUUCAACUGGAAAAUGCUCAAAAAAAUAAACACUUUUAUGCUGGUGGGUCAUAGUAUGAAAGGCAUAUCUACAUUUCUGCAUCUGCAAAGUAGAUAAAAAGCUUGAAUAAGAAAAAAAUGUUUAAGGAAUUUGGUUAAUUUUUGCUAUUCCUCUUAUAUAAGAAUGUUUUCUUUUUGAUAGAAAGAGGGGUCCUAUAUCUGUAAAGCUGUGCAACUUUUUAACACAGUCCAAUAACCUAGUUCUUGGUCUCAUGAUAUUUUGUUGGUGGGAAGGAACUAUGCAGAUUUCAUUUUGAAAGGGAAAAUUUACAAGAUAAAUAUAUCUUUGAUCAAAUGAAUGUUUUCCCUCAAAAUAGGACACCACGAGGAAUGUAAAGUGUAAUAGUUUUAUUUAUGAAUUGCUUCACCCAAAGGAAAAAAAAAUACUGUACUUCAUGCAUAAUGUAUAGAAACAUCUUGAGUGCUGAAAUUUCACUGGAUGAGGAAGGUUUGGUUCUGUUUUUUAUUGAAAUUAAAACUAUACUUAAUUUUUUCAUAAUGAAAGAGGUUACAUUACAAAUGAUGUUUUUAUUUUCAGAGUUCAUCCAGUCUUGUUAUAGCUCAGGUUUUGACAUUAAGAUUUGUUUCAGUUGCUGAAACACCGCUGCUGUAAACUCUGAAGCCCCAAAUGUAUCAACCAAGAAGAAUCUGAAUUUCUGGAAUGGGAUGAAAAUUUACCUCACACUGGACUGUAAUAGGAAGCCUUUUGUUGUAUUAGUGCUACCUAAUUUUUAUAUAUUCAGUUUUAAAUUAUGUCAGUGCAAGAAACCCAUUCCACAUUCCUUCAAUUUUAUUCUUUCAUUUUUAUCUUUUUCCCUUUAGCUCAGUGAUUCUCAAUCCGUGGGUCCCCAGAUGUUUUGGCCUUCAACUCCCAGACAUCCUAACAGCUGGUAAACUGGCUAGGAUUUAUGGAAGUUGUAGGCCCAAACACCCAGGGACCCACAGAUUGAGAACCACUGCUUUAGCUUCAACUAACAACAUGAUGCAGAGUGUUUUUUCUAGUACUAAUUAUGAGGCUAUGCUUUCCUCCCAAAAUUUAAAACUUUAAAAAUCCUGCUAUGAUCUAUUACAUAACAUUAAGCAGAUUUAAAGUUGUUUAGACAGUCAUAUUGAACAGAGGUUGAUGUUUACCCUACUACUUACGAAAUCUUUUACUCCCUGAUGUUUACCAAAGUGAAAUGUACUGCUCUUUUAUUCCAGCUUCAUUAUAGUGCAGUUAGACAAUGAAAAGCUUGUAGUAUAAAACAAAAUGACUAUUUUUGAUCAUGUUCAGACAGAAUAUUAUCUAUUUUAACUUGAAUUGGAAGUGAUCUAAUGACUGAAACUUUAUUUAUACUUGUUGGAUUUAUCUACUGUAAAUGUGCGUUUUCUACAAUAAUAAACAUUUAAAUGUGGA
This is a messenger RNA of Anolis carolinensis (green anole), 4133 nucleotides long. It is a transcript of the gene tmx3, whose product is annotated as thioredoxin related transmembrane protein 3. Gene Ontology annotation, cellular component: endoplasmic reticulum; cell surface. Gene Ontology annotation, biological process: peptidyl-cysteine oxidation. The coding region runs from base 110 to 1477 and encodes 455 amino acids. The transcript has 16 exons. The record is from RefSeq and is a predicted model, not a curated record. Gene Ontology annotation, molecular function: protein disulfide isomerase activity. NCBI's taxonomy places the organism in Eukaryota, Metazoa, Chordata, Lepidosauria, Squamata, Anolidae.